This is a messenger RNA of Yamadazyma jaroonii, 1980 nucleotides long. The record is from the annotation of a GenBank genome assembly. Lineage: Eukaryota; Fungi; Ascomycota; Pichiomycetes; Serinales; Debaryomycetaceae.
AUGCUGAAAUCUGCUGCUCCUAGAAGAAGGAGACAUACCAACUCGAAGUUGGGAUGUGCCAACUGUAAGAGGAAAAAGAUAAGAUGUGACGAAAAUUUACCUGAAUGUAAAAACUGUACUAAAGGAAAAAAGGAAAGUUGUUCAUAUUUAACGUUAAACAAAUCCGAGAUCAAUAGAAUAAGAUUAACUCAUUCAUUAAGAAGUGAACAAAAUAAAUUAUUAAAUCAAGAUUAUAGAUUACCAACUUCAAAGAGUGGAUUUUCAUUAAAUAAUGAAAGUAGUUUGGAAAUUAAAAUGGAAUUAUCAAAGUUACCAAUAAGAAUACCAACAGUUACUUAUCCACCAUUACAAUAUAGAUUACUUACUAUUUAUGAUUUCGAGAAUGAGUUCAAAGUUAUUGAAGAUGAAAGUGAUUCACCCGAACCUGAAUCAACAAUCACCGUGCCAAAAUUUGAUUUCAAAGACACCGGAAAAAUCAAUAAAAAGUCCAUUAUUGGUACUGAAUUACCAAAUUCGAUUAAUUAUUCAACAAAAUUCAAAGUUAUUCCCCACAAGUUGAAGGUUCAAACUAAGAUAAAAUCCAAUGAGUAUAAAUUUACUAAAGGUACUUCAUUAGAAUAUUUGAUUCCGCUUUUACAUAGAAGGAUACCCGGAAUCGAAAUUUUUGAAGAUUUAUGUAUAUGUAUGGGACAAAUGAUAAUACUACACGAAUUCAAGAGAUGCAAUAAAGUUGAAACCGUCCGUAACUUCAAACUGAAAAGUUUCGAACUCCAUAAUAAAUGUUUAACAGAUUUGAAAAUCAAAAUCAAUGAAUUCAAUGAAUUUAGUAAGAGACCUAUAACACCUUCAAAUGAUGAAUACAUGAAUAAGAUGACACCUGUGUUAUAUUAUUCCAAUAAUCUUUUAAGUUAUUGUUUGAUCUUAUUAGAUUUUAGUAUGGAAAACUACAAUAAAAUAAAUUCCUCAAGUAUUAAGAUUUUACAAAAUUUCAUAAAAUAUAACAAUUCCAGACCAGUCAAGAGCUCGACCAUAAAUUCAUUAAUUUCUUUGAAUCAAUACAACAUCUUAUCAUUGAAUGUGCCAACAUAUAAUCCUAGUUAUAUCUAUGAAAUUUUCCAUAAUUUAAUGAAGUUAAGCAAUAUUUUCUCCCAAGUAAAACCAGAAAUAUUUCAUUUGUUCAACGGAUUGGUAAGUUUCAUACAAAAUGAAAUAUUCCCUUUAAUUAAGAAUAAUAUGGGUCAAGUAUUAUCAUUUCCCAUCAAUCAAGGAUUUAACCUUUUGAAAAAUUGGUUGAGAUUAUUCCCCAGUCAAUUUUUCAUUCCUGGUAAAUCAGCAAAUCAAGUUGAUGACGAUUUAUUAGCUACCUUGAGAUGCUAUUAUUAUGUUAUCGGAGCACUGUUAAGAUCAACAUUCCCCUAUCAUUUAUAUUUCUUUGGUAUAAAUUUCACCACUUUAGAGAAUAGUUUUGACAUGGAUUAUUUCAAACCAAAGAUUAAUGAACAAAUUAAUGAUUUCUUGACAAGACAUAAUUAUUAUGGAUUAAGGGUUUAUUCUUUCUUGAGACAUAGACAUUUGAUUUUCAUCAAAUAUAUUCAAUGGAAAUCAAAUGUUUUCCCAAGUGAUCCAUUUGCACCAAGAACUUUCAAAAAUAUCAUUGAAGUACCAAUUAAAGGUUUCAAUCAUACAUUGAUCAGACCUGAGCAUUAUCCAUCAACUAAGGAAUUGGAUAAAUCUUUAGGUCAUGAAUUUCAUAGGAAAGAUGAAACUCUUUUAUUGAAGUUGUAUACCAGAAAUGUUGAAACUUUGGAUUUUUUCAACAAGGAAUAUAUUUUACAAUUUGAUAAUCAAUCAUUAAGAUUAUUGAGAGAUUAUAGACCACCGGAAGAUGAUUGUGUUACAAAAUUUGUUCCAUUAAAUUAUGAUGAAUUAGAAUUUUACUGGCAAGAUAGAAUGUUGUUACUCAAGAAAUUCACUGUAUGA